Ascochyta rabiei is the source of this 1509-nucleotide messenger RNA. RefSeq lists its product as uncharacterized. The record is from RefSeq and is a predicted model, not a curated record. Lineage: Eukaryota; Fungi; Ascomycota; Dothideomycetes; Pleosporales; Didymellaceae. Gene Ontology annotation, molecular function: oxidoreductase activity; FAD binding. The transcript is spliced from 3 exons. The coding region runs from base 1 to 1509 and encodes 502 amino acids.
AUGUUGCACUCUCAGCUUCUACUGUGGCCUCUAGCAAGCGUUUCUCGAUCGUGUCUGGCAACUAGACUAUCAGCCAUCGAACAGGCAAUCACUGAACUCCGCCCUCUCCUCUCCACCAGCGCAGUUAUCAGCCUUCCAAACACCACCCAAUUUACUAAACUCCAGAUACGCGCAUCUUCACCCCGUAUAUCGCCAUCCUACAGCGCCAUAAUUGAAGUGGCAACCGAAGGAGACGUCAAAGUCGUUGUCAAAGUCGCCAAUCGCCAUGUUAUACCAUUCCUUGCCAUCUCAGGUGCACAUGGCUGGACACGCACACUAAACAGUUUGGAAGACGGUAUUCAGAUCAACCUGCGACAGCUCAAUACAACAGUGCUUUCCAACGACGGUAAGACGGCGAGUGUUGGUGGUGGGACGCUGCAGUACGAGAUAACAAGGGCAUUGUUUGAGGAGGGUAAAUACGCUGUUACUGGACUCUGUGAAUGCGUGUCCGUCGCAGGCCCUCUUCUGGGUGGCGGGCACUCCCUGUUGCAGAACCAACACGGUUACGCGCUCGACAACCUUGUCUCUGCACGUGUGGUUAUCGCCUCUGGCGAACUUGUCGAAGUUUCGAACGAGAAGAAUGCCGACUUGUUUUGGGCAUUGCGAGGUGCUGGACAUAACUUUGGGAUUGUGACAAGUUUGGUACUAAAGACGUACGAUAUUCCGUCGAACUGGACUGUACACAUGUUUGUGUAUACUACUGAUAAGCUUGAAGCAUUGUUUGAUCUGAUCAAUGGCUUUGAAACUCCAGGGACACAGAGGUCAACAAAGCUAGCCUUGACCGGUGUCUUCGUCAAGUUACCAGAUGUGGAUCCUGUCAACCCUGUCAUUCUUUACAACGUCAUGUAUGAAGGCUCUGCGAUUAAGGCUGAGCCGUACGCGGCGCCAUUCAAGGCUCUUGGCCCGACAUCGACUACAGUCAACAACGUCAACUACAUUGACAUUUACAAGAUCACAUCCAACGACCUAAGCAGCACGCCUUGCGUUCGAAAUAGGAACAUGCUUGGAGUGGGUACAUCGCUGCCUAGCUGGGACCUUGAAGGCGUUCGUAACGCGUUCAAUAUCUUCAGGAACCUGACGGAAGAUCCUCGUUUUAGUUCUUCAAUCACCCUGCUCGAGAACUACGGCAUGGUGGGUGUUCGGGCAGUCGAUCCUGAUAUGACUGCAUUAGCACCUCAAGAACGUGAGUAUCCCAUUCUUGCAAGCCCAGUGCUAUGGUGGGACGGUGAUGUAGAAAAAGACGCAAGUGAUGCAUAUGCGUACACAGUUGCGAUCAAGAAUGCACUGUACAGUGGCAUUGAUUCGAGUUCGGAGCACAAACGUCACUGCUAUGUCAACUAUGCGAAUGGCGAGGAGCCACAGCCGGAGUUGUACGGGUACGAGCACUGGAGAUUGGCGAGGCUGCGGAAAUUGAAACGUGUCUGGGAUCCGAAGAACCGAUUUAGUCUUUACAAUCCUAUCGUGCUCUGA